GCAUCCGAAACGGAACUGGAUCUAUUUUGAACCUUUGAAGUUCAGCUAAUAAACAUCGCACCUGCGUUGACAGCUAGCGAAACAACAACACAACACCUCGUUACCAGAGCAGUGCAAUCGGAAAGGCGGGUACUUGUACAGCAAGAAAAACUUAGAUUAGGCAAACAGAGUGUAUUUUCUUCUGGAACCAAAAACCGAAAUCUAAAAAUUGUCGUUUACGGCAAAGCAAUACGAUGAACAGUAUCGGUGAAAACUGUACGCAACUGAAAAAGGAUUACGAUAACUGCUUCAACAAUUGGUUUUCGGAUCGAUUUCUGAAAGGCGAUACAGACGAUUCACUGUGUGCUCCACUGUUCAAAGUUUAUCAGCAGUGCGUGAAGGAAGCCAUGAAGCAGCACCAUAUCGAAUUUAAAGAAAUCGAAAACGAUUACCUUGGCACAAAGGAUGAAGAAAAGAAACCACCUCCGAAGGAAAGUUGAAGCCAUACGUACCUUCUUUACCUGAUGGACGGCGUCUAUCGUGAGCCUGUGGUUGUCGGCGAGUGACACAUUCGUUAGCAUCGACCAGACUGCUAGUCAAAUAAGCAAGCAAAAGUUCAAUAUUAGUUAAUAUGAUCGUUUUAUCCCGAAAAAAGGUGCGCGAUUUAGUGUAGAUCCUCCCACGGGUGGUGGUAAUUAAACCUGGUGACUGUGGGCGCAAAUAGUGAUUGAUGGUGUAGCGUUUCCUUGACAACCGUUCAUCAUUCCUUGGAUUGUAUUAGCUUAAAAGGGAUAUGAAAUCAAUCUGCACUGUUUGUGUCCUAUUGCGAAACCCGCUCCCUCACGAGUGUUGUACGCAUGUUACGUAUAAAAUAGGUUGUUUUUGUUAAUAAUAAAAAUAAAACAAUUUUGUAUCGUUUGAUACACGUAAAAACCAA
Messenger RNA from Anopheles funestus (African malaria mosquito), 916 nucleotides. RefSeq names its product TP53-regulated inhibitor of apoptosis 1-like. The coding region runs from base 234 to 479 and encodes 81 amino acids. The record is from RefSeq and is a predicted model, not a curated record. The transcript is spliced from 2 exons. NCBI's taxonomy places the organism in Eukaryota, Metazoa, Arthropoda, Insecta, Diptera, Culicidae.